AUGGACGCACUCCGCUCACCACCGUCGUCCGCUUCCUCGUUCACCUUCCCCUCGUCUCCGGCACACGCGUCGACCUCGUCCCCCUCCUCGUCCAGCAAACUCGCAGCCGCGUUCGACUACCCAGUCCGACAAGACUCGCUCGCACACGCGCACCGCUCACACAACCCCUCGACCUCGACUUCGACCGCUUCCUCGUCCUCCUCGUCGCGCGGUAGAGGGCACGCCGACGCGUUCGACGAGGGCCCGGACUGCGAGGACGAGGACGAGGGACGCGAGUACUCGGAUGCUGGGAGCGUCCUCGACGAGUUGUACGACGAACUCGCCGCGUUCCACCCGCUCGCCGGAAAGGACAACGAGGCUUCUCCUCCCCGCGGAUACGGACGAACCGACUCGACCGCCCUCCUGCGCGAACGAACGCGCUACCGCUCCUCGGCCUCGUACUCUCCCACCCAAGCCCUCAACCUCCAGCGCAACGUCCUCCCCGGCGGCGCAUUCGGUACCCUCUCCUUCGAACAACGCGACUCUCAACUCUCGCUCCUCGCUUCCAUCGCAGCGAGUCCGUCGACGCCCCUCGACAGGUGUUUCUGCGGAAACGAGGCCGAGGAAGACUCGAUCUACUGCGGGAGGGCUUGUGCGCAGGCUGAUGCGUUGAAUGCGCUUUGUGGAGGUGGGAGCGCAGCGGGGUCGAGUGGAGUCGAAGACGGAGCGGGAGCGGCGAGUAGUUCGUCGUCGUCGAGUGACGGGGCGAGUUUGAGGAGCGGUACGAGCGGAGGAAUGGCAGAGUCGGGCUCGGAGAGCCACUACAGGCGCGUGGAGAGGGAGGCGGAGAGGCGCGCGAAGGAGCGCGAGAGGCAGGCUAGGAGGGAGAAGAAGGCCGGGCGGAAGCUGGGUCGGAGCGAGGCGGCUGCGCGACUGGAGGGACGUGCACAGGCGGAGGAGGAGGAGGAGCGAGAGCGCGUGGUGAGGCCCCCGCCGAGGACGACUUCCCGUCCUCCGUGUACGCGUACGAGCAGCCGAACCGGGACCGGCACGCCUUCGCUCUCGUCCUCCGUCUCGUCUCUCGCUUCAUCCGCCCAACCCUCUCCCAUCUCUCCCUGUUUCCCUUCUACCGCCGCCGCUCCCGAGUCUCCAUUCAUCGUCGAGCCCACCACCUCCUCCUCAGGCGCCUUCGAGCCUCCCCUCCGCCCCUGCACACCCAACCCCCCUUCCUCCGCCCACCUCGCCAACGACAUCUACUCCUCAUACCUGACCGCCACGCCGCUCGCCUCAGACAAACUCCGCACCCCUCGCGGCACGACGGGAACGCCAAGUUCGACGCUCGUUACGCCUCGAGCGACGUUUCCUCGCACACCUGGCGCAGAGGACGACGGGGAGGCGGAAGACGAGUCGCCUACUCAGCGCGGAGGCGGUGGAGGGGCGGAAGGAGUUGGGUUGAGGAUGCUCGAGUUGUGCGCCGACGAGGAGGACGAGGACGAGGUUGAGGAGCGGGAUCAGGUCAGCCCGGACCCGGAUGAAGGAGGUUGGGGCGCGCAAGAGAUGCGCGACAGGAUGUGGGCGCGAUCGGGGUCGGCCAGAUCGUCGGCGUACGGGCACACGAAGGGCAAGUUGAGCUUCGAGGAUGUGGUCGGGAUCUUGGGCGCCUGA
Rhodotorula toruloides NP11 is the source of this 1644-nucleotide messenger RNA. RefSeq lists its product as uncharacterized. The coding region runs from base 1 to 1644 and encodes 547 amino acids. NCBI's taxonomy places the organism in Eukaryota, Fungi, Basidiomycota, Microbotryomycetes, Sporidiobolales, Sporidiobolaceae. The record is from RefSeq and is a predicted model, not a curated record. The transcript is spliced from 2 exons.